Molecule: messenger RNA, 643 nt
Organism: Staurois parvus
Lineage: Eukaryota; Metazoa; Chordata; Amphibia; Anura; Ranidae
Source: the annotation of a GenBank genome assembly
AUGGGCCCCUAUACCGCCUCCUCAUGCUGCUGCCAGGUCCAGAGUCUCUCAUGGGCCCCUAUACCGCCUCCUCAUGCUGCUGCCAGGCCCCUAAUCUGCCAUGGGCCCCUGUACCGCCUCCUCACACUGCUGCAAGGUCCACAGUGUCUCAUGGGUCCCUGUACCGCCUCCCAUUGCUGCUGCAGGCCCCUAAUCUGCCAUGGGCCCCCGUACCGCCUCCUCAUGCUGCUGCCAGGCCCCUAAUCUGCCAUGGGCCCCUGUACCGCCUCCUCACGCUGCUGCCAGGUCCACAGUGUGUCAUGGGUCCCUGUACGGCCUCCCAUUGCUGCUGUCUCCAUCGCCACACUCUGCCAUGUGCCACUUUCAGGUCUCCUCACACUCCUGCUGGUUUCCAUUUUGUCAUAGGUUGCUGGCAGAUUACAGGCCUCCCAUAGGUGCUGCCAGGCCCCAAAUCUUGCCAUGGGCCCCCAUUAACCGCCUUGUCACGCUGCUGCUGGGUCCCCGUACCACCUCGUCACGCUGCUGCUGGUUCCACAGUGUGUCAUGGGUCCCUGUACCGCCUCCCAUUGCUGUUGUCUCCAUCGCCACACUCUGCCAUGUGCCACUUUCAGGUCUCCUCCUCACACUCCUGAUGGUUUUCCAU